AUAGAGAGACACACAUCAGAGACUAGUGAGAAAGCAGAGAAUGGAGAGAGCCACGCCUGUACGGAAGCCUCACACUUCUACUUCAGAUCUGCUCACCUGGUCGGAGGCUCCGCCGGUUUCCGCCUCCGUCUCCGCCGCGGCUAAUCGCCCCGCACCUCGUACAAGCCAGCCGUCGGAUAGAAUCGGAAAGGUUCUGUUUGGAGGUCAGAUCUCCGAAGAAGAAGCUGAGAGCCUUAACAAAAGGAAACCUUGUUCAGGCUACAAAUUGAAGGAGAUGACCGGCAGCCAAAUAUUUUCGGCAAAUGGAGAAGAUGAUGCUCUCGAAUCUGGAAACUCUGACGGUAACUUUAACAAUCGGACAUCAGUUCGUAUUGUGCAGCAAACUGCCCACGGCUUAAGUCAGAUUUCGUUCAGCACCGAAGAGAAAAUUUCACCCAAGAAACCGACCACACUGACUGAGGUUGCCAAACAGCGUGAGCUGAGUGGUACAUUGGACAGUGAGGCUGAGAGCAGAAACAAGAAGCAGCUUUCAAACGCUAAAACUAAGGAGCUCAGUGGGAAUGACAUCUUUGGCCCUCCAUCCGAAGUUCCUCGUCGUUCAUUGGCUGCUGCACGCACCAUGGAAGUGAAGGAGAGCAAAGAUUCUGAUGAACCUGCACCCCGAGCUUUGCGCACUUCUGUGAAAGUAUCCAAUCCUGCUGGAGGUCAAAGCAACAUCCUAUUUGGCGAGGAACCGGAGGUAAUGACAACGAAAAAGAUUCACAACCAGAAGUUUGCAGAGCUGAGUGGCAACAACAUCUUCAAGGGGGAAGCUCCACCGGGAUCUGCUGAGAAGCCACUGAGUGUUGCAAAGUUGAAAGAAAUGAGCGGAAAUGAUAUAUUUGCUGAUGGAAAGGUUCAAUCACGGGAUUACUUUGGUGGAGUACGCAAACCACCCGGUGGCGAGAGCAGCAUUGCUUUGGUUUAGGCCAAGGUAACUUUUCUUAACUUCCUACUUGAGCUAUAUUUUCCUUGGUUUCAUCAUGACCUUAGUCGAGCUAUAGGAUCGAGUAGAAAAUAUGGCGAUCUAGUAAACAUUUCUGGCUUAGGAUUAUGAUUAUGAUUAUGAUUAUGAUUAUGAUUAUGACUGAUUAUGGUUACUUGUUUUCUAAUUUGGAUGACUGGUUGGAGACUUUAGCCUUAUUCAGCUAUUUAUUUUAUUUAAUUCA
Molecule: messenger RNA, 1208 nt
Organism: Andrographis paniculata
Lineage: Eukaryota; Viridiplantae; Streptophyta; Magnoliopsida; Lamiales; Acanthaceae
Exons: 5
Coding region: 41-967 (308 amino acids)
Source: RefSeq, a predicted model, not a curated record